AUGGAUGGAGGUGCUGCCAUCGAAAUUCUUAUCCAAAACCUGAUCAACGUUUUAAGGGAAGAGUACUCUCUACUUCGAGGUCUCGAUGAAGACGCGCAAAAGCUGCAGAGGACUUUGAUCAUGAUCAUGGCCUACUUGAGUGAUGCACAGAAGAAAUUCAUCAUUCAAGACUCUGUCAAGAUCUGGCUGAGGGAGCUCGAAGCUCUGACUUUCGAUGCUGAUAAUGUCUUGGACGAACUCAGCUAUCAUCUUCUCAGAAAAAAAGUGAAGAAAAUGAUGACACCUACAACCAAGUAUAAGGUACCAUCAUGCUUCUCUUCCUUUAGUCGCGUUUCACGUCGGCAUAAUAUGGCAUAUACAAUCAAACAAAUCAACGCGGAGUUUGAGUCUAUGAACAAAAGAGCAACAGAUCUUGGCCUUCAAAGCAUGAUUGUGAAUGCACCUGAUGUUGUUGCUGUUGUUUCCUUUGAGACUGAUUCGUUGAGUCUUGAUCCAAUUUUUAUUGGAAGAGAUGAUGAUGUGCCUAAACUAGUUCACAUGCUCACCCCGAUCCACCAAGAUCAGAUCUUUUCCAUUGUUUCUCUUGUCGGAAUGGGGGGUAUGGGGAAGACUACGUUAACUAGGAAAGUCUUUAAUCAUGAAAGGGUGAAGGCUCGAUUUGGAUCACUAAUUUGGGUUCAUGUUUCUCAAACUUUUGAUCCAAUUAAUCUUUUCAACAAAAUCUAUUCAACGUUGACUUCAAAUACUGGUCAUAGAGUUGAGAUCAAGGAAGUUAUCUUGAAAAGGCUUCAAGAAGUUCUCAAGUCUAAAACUUAUCUUCUUGUUCUUGAUGAUGUAUGGAAUGAAGAUGUUCCAAAGUGGGAAGAUUUUAUAAAUUCCAUUUCAGGAGUUACUGCUACCAAAGGAAAUGGCAUUAUCAUCACUACCCGGAGUCAAAAGGUUGCUUCAAUUGUGAACUCACUUGAAUAUGCUUUGAGUGGCUUAUCAGACGAUGAUUGUUGGUCCAUAAUCAAAGCGAAAGCUUUUGAUGGUAAUGGAGAAGUUCCAUCAAGAGUUGUGACUAUUGGAAGAAAGAUUGCAGAAAGAUGUCGGGGUUUGCCCUUAGCUGCCAAUAUAGUCGGAGGUGUGCUUCGUUACAAGUCAGAAGAAGAGUGGCGCUUUAUCGCUGAAAAUUGGCUUUCAGAUGGCGAAGGAGGUGAAAAUAUUUCAAAAAUAUUGAAAUUCAGCUAUGAUCACUUGUCUUCACCAUCACUCAAGAAGUGCUUCGCGUAUUGUUCGGUUUUCCCCAAAGGUUACAUUGGUAUGAAGCAAGAGCUGAUCGAACUAUGGAUGGCAGAAGGGUUUCUUCAGCAAAGCGAAAUCAAUGAUAUGGAAUCUGUGGGCAACAUGUUUUAUAAUGUGCUUCUACAGAUGUCUUUAUUGCAAGUUGCAACCAAAGAUGAUUAUGGAUAUGUGGAGCGUUUUGUCAUGCACGAUCUUGUGCAUGAUCUUGCAUCUUCUGUUUUAUCUAGUAAUGCGAAUAGCAGCACCAUAGUUCGAUACAUGUUUCUGGAAAAAGAGUCAAUUCCUAUUCCAAAAGAAGUGGCCAAGCAUGGAAUUGAAGAAGGAGAAGAGCUAUUCCAUAACAAUCACAAUCUCUCAAAGUUGAGGAUUACGAAAUGCUCUGUCUUGAGGGAAUUACCAGAUGGACUAGACACACUCGAAUCUCUGGAGGAGUUGGUCAUUAUUGAUUGUCCAAAGCUGAAGUCGAUUGGGAAUCCAAGUGCCGGAGCAGGACAGUGUCAAGGAAUCCUAAGUUGGGUGUGUAUCAUAGGAUGCGAAGAGCUGGUGGGAUUUCCGCGCAAAAUGCUGGAGUCGUGGGCGCCAACAAUCGCGACUCUCGACUUGGAGAGACUAAGGAGCCUUGAGAAUCUACCAAUGCUGAUUGACUGCCUCGCUAAAUCAUCUCGUCUGAAAAGAUUGAGAAUCGUUGGUAUCCCUAAUUUUAAGGCUAUUGGUAGCGUUAAGAGGUGGGGUUUAGGCAGCUUGGAGAAGUUAAACAUAGAUGUGAGUGUGGAGUGGUCAAGGGAGAAUAGUGGUGCCAUUCAAUAUGCUGUGGAUGGAAUCAUGCAAGGAUGUUGCAACUCACUUUAUGAGUUAAUACUAAAAGGGGUGGAAAUUGGUUGCAACAAGUUGAGACGCCUGUCCUCUGAGGAUGCGUUGAGGCACCUCACUCGAUUGAAUCAAUUAGGCAUAGCAAAAGGCCCUUCUUCAUUAUCCUUACUUAUUUUCGAGGAAGAGUACUAUCUAUUUCGAGGUUUCGAUGGAGAUGCCCAACAGCUGCAGAGGACUUUGGUCAUGAUUCUAGCCUACUUGAGUGAUGCACUGAAGAAAUUUAUCACUCAAAAUGCUGUCAACAUCUGGUUGAGGGAGCUCGAAGCUCUGGCUUUCAAUGCUGAUAAUGUCUUGGACUAA
This is a messenger RNA of Salvia hispanica, 2454 nucleotides long. The record is from RefSeq and is a predicted model, not a curated record. NCBI's taxonomy places the organism in Eukaryota, Viridiplantae, Streptophyta, Magnoliopsida, Lamiales, Lamiaceae.